This is a messenger RNA of Coccinella septempunctata (seven-spotted ladybird), 1666 nucleotides long. RefSeq names its product ATPase WRNIP1-like. The transcript is spliced from 5 exons. Gene Ontology annotation, cellular component: nucleus. Gene Ontology annotation, molecular function: enzyme activator activity; DNA binding; ATP binding. The record is from RefSeq and is a predicted model, not a curated record. The coding region runs from base 144 to 1568 and encodes 474 amino acids. Lineage: Eukaryota; Metazoa; Arthropoda; Insecta; Coleoptera; Coccinellidae. Gene Ontology annotation, biological process: regulation of DNA repair; DNA-templated DNA replication.
GUAGACUCUGUGGUUUAGCCAAGCUCGCGUUUGUUCGAUCUUCGAUCGUUGUGACCGGCUUUACAUUUCAUACUUCUUGAUAGAUUUAAUUUUCAGAGUUUCUUCGUUUUAAUUCUAGACUUUGAUAAAUUCAAUAUUCUACCAUGAGUGACAAAGCUGAUUCAACCUGUCCCAUAUGCAGCAAAUCUUUUCCUGCAGGGGAAAUUGAAGCUCACGCAAACAAAUGUAUUUUCCUCAAUUCUGAUACUCCAAAACGUAAGAGAUCAGUUUCUCCUUCUGAUAGUACACAUUCUCAUCAUAGACAUGAAAGGAAGAAAUCUCCCGCUAUGAACGGGUCUGACCCUACAAAUAUACCUUUAACUAAGCAAGUUAUUCCAAAAAAAAUCGAUGACUUUGUCGGCCAGUCACACGUACUGGGUGAAAGUACGAUAUUGUAUACACUACUCAAGCAAGGUGAUGUCCCCAACAUGAUUAUAUGGGGUCCUCCGGGAAGUGGUAAAACAUCCCUGGCUUCGAUUAUCAAACAUAUUUGCCGGUCUGAACCUGAUAAGUUGGUUUAUCAUUCUUUGAAUGCUGCACAGUGUGGUGUUAAGGAUUUCCAAGCUCUGGCUACAACGGCUGGCAAUGAUUUAAAGAACGGUAAAAAAACUGUAGUGUUCAUGGAUGAAAUUCAUAAGUUCAAUAAAAAACAGCAAGAUGUUUUUCUGGGCCCUAUUGAACAAGGAGAAAUUAUUCUGGUUGGAGCAACUACUGAAAACCCAUCUUUUGAACUCAACAAGGCUCUUCUGAGCAGAUGCAGGCUUGUGGUAUUUGAAAAAUUGUCCAGUAGUGAUGUACAUAAAAUCAUGAAAAAAGCCGCUGAAGUUAUGGGAAUAGAUGUAUUUUCAAAAGGAGAUAAGAAUGAAUUUCAAGAAGAUAGGACUUACAUUGAGGAAGCUGCUCUAGAGUGGUUAGGAGAUACCUGUAAUGGUGAUGCAAGAAUUGCACUGAAUAACUUUGAGAUGAUACAAAAAUAUUUCAGUCAUGAAGGAAAAGUUAUUACUUAUUAUGAUGUCAAAGAAGGAGUUAAAAAAUCACAUCUUGUUCAUGAUAAAAAAGGAGACGAACACUACAACAUGAUUUCUGCACUUCAUAAGAGCAUUAGAGGCUCAGAUCCUGAUGCAGCUUUGUAUUGGACAACUAGAAUGAUCAUGGGAGGGGAGAACCCACUUUAUAUUGCUCGUAGAUUGAUUAGAGCUGCAAGUGAAGAUAUUGGAGAGGCUGAUCCCCAAGCUCUUCAGCUAGCUGUAUCCACCAUGCAGGGUUGCCAACUGUUGGGUAUGCCAGAAGCCGAUGUUUUGUUGGCUCAAUGUUCAGUUUACCUGGCAAAAGCACCAAAAAGCAGGAAGAUUGAUACUGCUCUUGGUAAAGCUAAAACCUGCAUUGCUGAACAACAGGGCUGCCAACCUACUGUUCCUUUACAUUUGAGGAAUGCUCCAACGAAGUUGAUGAAAGAUUUAGGUUAUGGUAAACCUGGAGAUUACGCAGGUUUCUUGCCUGAAUCCCUCAAGGAUGUUAAAUUUCUUUGAAUUAUGUAACUAAUUAUUUAAAAUUUUUAUUAUUAAGGAAAGUUGUAUUUAGUUUUAUCAUUCAGUGGUUCAAACUUUUCAAUAAAACUGUGUGUGUA